Messenger RNA from Cydia amplana, 1389 nucleotides. RefSeq names its product cytochrome b-c1 complex subunit 2, mitochondrial-like. Gene Ontology annotation, cellular component: mitochondrion. Gene Ontology annotation, molecular function: metal ion binding. The transcript is spliced from 8 exons. Lineage: Eukaryota; Metazoa; Arthropoda; Insecta; Lepidoptera; Tortricidae. Bases 1 to 1389 code for a protein of 462 amino acids. The record is from RefSeq and is a predicted model, not a curated record.
AUGAACAAACUACGUAUCAUUUCUCCUCAAUUUUCCGCUUUCCGAGCAUUUUCCACUAGUCCCAGUCGCCAUGCCAGCUUGGGGGCCUGCGGCAUGAAGCCGGAUUACGGCCCGUUGGAGAUAGGGCGGUGUACUCUCAAGAACGGCAUCCAGCUCGUCUCGGCGAAGCCUUUUGGGGCGCCGAUGGCAGCCUGCACCAUACUUUAUCAGAGCGGUUCCCGCUUCGAGUAUGACGACCAGCUCGGAGCGACCCAUUUCCUGCGAACAUGUUCAAGCACUGCUGGCUGUUCUUAUAGUACCUUCAGUAAAACUAGAGUGCUACAGCAGCUUGGAUCGUACAUAACUGUCAACUCGGACCGGCAAAGUAUCGCGUUCUCCCUCCGAUGUCCCGUCCCCGCGUUCCAUGACGUCAAAUACUACCUGCUAGAUAUUGCAGCUAGAACAUGCUUCCGCCAACACGAGAUUGACGCAUACAAGCCCCAACUCAAACGGGACUUGGAAUACAUUCACCCCGAGGUUCUUGUGAUGGACCUGAUCCAGAAAGCCUGCUGGGGCGGCGGACUGAACAACUCCGUCUUCUGCGAGAUGGAACGUAUUGACAGCAUGUCAUCUACUGACUUAGACGCGUUCUCGACGCUAAAUAUGCGCUCUGAUACGUGCACGGUGGGCAGUUAUGGCUUGCCGCAUGAUGAGGUGAUGGAUUAUGCCGAAAUGAUUGAAUAUAAACGGGAGCUGCCAGUGACCCCGCGAUGCUAUCCACCCUCGUUCGCUCGCGGCGGCUUUGAGUACCACGACCUGGGACCGGGCUCUGAUACGUGGAUCGCUGUUGCCGUUCCUGGCUGUGGAAACAUGGACCUUCCCUGUCUAAUGACGCACAACAUCAUCGCGUCGGCGUGCGGCACGGGCAACAACUCACGCGGGCAACACGACGAGGACCGCGUGCCGCAGCCGCCGUUAGGAGCCUACGCUACUGAUAUCUUCACGAAGUUCAGGGCUUUCAAUAUAUCUUAUGCGGAUUCUGGAGUUUUUGGUAUUCUCGUGAAGACACGGUCUUGUAGCGCAGGCUCGGCUGCCUUCAUUGCUGCGAGCUUCUUGAAGAAGCUAGGAGAACUAACUCCCUAUCAGAUUUGCGUUGGAAGGCAGAGGCUAAAACUGGACAUAGCUUUUCAAGAAGAAGACUGUGUUAGCAUCUCCGAGGGUAUGGCGCUGCAGGCGGCGUGCUGUGCGCGCCUCGACAACGCCUACGAAACCAUCAAAUUAUUGAACACUGUCACUGACCAGGAAGUGUUUGCUACUGCGAAGUGCUUGGCCAGCAAAUGUAAGCGUUUUUAUGUUAUUUAUAAGCUAAUUGCCUCUGCCGGCGACUUCCUUUACUGCCGAUAUAUGUAA